UGCGCCCUCUUGCGAUUCCUAACACAUGCCGGUUGAUAGUUUCCGGUAGUAUGGCGACUGCAUCCAUAAAUGCAACCACUGUCUCUUCUUAGUUUCUCCAAGGAGGUGCUGAGAGCCAGUGUGGUUCCUUCCAUGUGGCUUGAGGGACUAUGCUGCUGCUGGUAGCUCUGUGCCUGGUCUGCACUUAUAAAACCAUCUCGGCCGCAGACAGCGGGCAGGACAGCAGCCACACGCCACAGCUGGACUACAGCAGCCUGGCGCUGCCUCAGCAACAUAUUCCUUUCUUUCUGCAUAACAACAAACGACUGGCCAAACUCUGCAAGGAGGACCCACUUUGCCCUUUUAAAGAUGCUCUGCUGCUCAAGAAGGCCUGCUGGGGUUAUGAAAAGAGCUGCUCCCCUGAGCACAGGUUCAGCUAUCCUGUGUGCACCAGUCUUGACUCGGGAUGGGCAAACUCUAUUCAGGCAGCCCAGGAACUCUUUUGGAAGCAGGCAGAUUUUGGUUAUGUGAGGGAGCGUCUCAGUGAGAUGAAGACUUUGUGCAAGCCGUUGACUCCUGGUGAUUCCUCUCUGAAGUGCACCAGUCAUAUGCGGUUCUGCAGGGCCAUAAACCUAUACCUGGACUUGAGGAGUCCCCGCAGAGGUCAUGAGAGGUAUAAAGAGGAUUUCCUGGAACAGGGUGAGAUCGGUGGUCACUGCAGCCUUAAUAGUAAAGCACUAGCUGCAGAAGGGACACACAAGAGUCCUCUUCAGUCUUGGUUUGCUGAACUGGAGACAUACUCAGAGCUUGACUUCCACCCCCUGAAUGAUGGCCACUGUGAUGUUAUAAUCGACAGACCAACCGUCUUCAUGAAGCUGGAUGCAGGAGUGAACAUGUACCAUCAUUUCUGUGACUUUGUCAAUCUCUACAUUUCUCAGCACCUCAACAAUUCCUUCAGCCGUGACAUAAACCUUGUCAUGUGGGACACAAGUUUGUAUGGAUAUGGCGACCUGUUCAGCGAAACGUGGCAGGCUUUUACCGAUUAUGACAUCAUUCACCUCAAAAACUUUGACUCCAAAAGGGUGUGUUUCAGAGAUGCGUUUUUCUCACUCCUUCCAAGAAUGCGAUAUGGCCUUUUCUACAACACUCCUCUUAUCUCUGACUGCCACAGCGAGGGGCUGUUCAAGGCGUUUUCCCAGCAUGUACUUUAUCGACUUGGUGUCUCACAAGAUGGACCAAAGGAGGGCCAAGUCCGUGUCACACUGUUGGCAAGAAGCACUGAGUACCGUAGGAUAAUAAACCAGCAGGAGCUUAUCAAUGCCCUGAAGACUGUGCCUUUAUUCGAGGUCAAGCUGGUGGAUUACAAAUACAAGGAGAUGCCAUUUCUGGAGCAGAUCCGCGUCACGCACAACUCUGAUAUCUUCAUUGGGAUGCAUGGAGCCGGACUGACCCACCUCCUCUUUCUUCCCGACUGGGCUGUCAUAUUUGAAUUAUACAACUGUCAAGAUGAGAGCUGCUACCGUGAUCUGGCCCGACUGAGGGGAGUCCAUUACAUGACUUGGCAGAAAAGGGACAAAGUGUUCCCCCAGGAUAAGGGUCAUCAUCCUACUCUUGGGGAACAUCCUAAGUUUACAAACUACAUUUUUGAUGUAGAGGAGCUCAUGCGGUUAGUCCUUCUUGCGGCUGAACAUGUGACCCGGCACCCGGCAUGGCGCGCAAAACAGGCCCGAGAUGAACUGUAGGCUGUAAGACACAGUGCUCUCCUGCCAGGCAAUAGAUGAACACACUCCUACCAACUCUCUGCACUCUGUAAAUGUAGCCGUGCUAAUGAAAAGCGCAUGGCUAAUAUGUGAGAACACAUUUUAAAUCAGAAAAACAAAAAAACAAAACCAUCUGCGCUGUUACUGAUCCUCAAGCUGUUACGUUCUGCACGUGGAGAUGCUGAGUACCUUGUUUAAGGACUCAGACAUAUUGGUUUGACAUAUUGUUGAUGUAUUUUGUGUGGUCUAAUAUACCUCUCCUCAAGUAUAUAUGGGCUUUUUUUUAGAGACUACACUUUUAAACUUGAUUUGAGUGCAGCUUUUUUUUCCUAUAAAGGCAAAAGGUUUUAAUUUCAACAUGGGGAGUAAAUUCCAGGUCAGUAGAUCAUUACAAGGUUGUAAGACGUCUUUAAACAGCACUUUUUAUUCUGAAAAUCAAGUGAUUGGGUACUGAACUGACGUUGAGGUCAUCCACAUAGUUUGGUAGCAUUUUUAACAAACGUCAAACCACAUUUAAAGCAUUUUUAUUUUGUUUUUUUAAUGCAUUGAGGCAAAGAAGAUUAAAGCAGCUUCAUAUUUAUUACAGUGUCAGUUACUUUUUAAUUGGUAUUCAGUGAAAAUAGUCAUUUUGUAAAUGUUCAACUAUGUUAAGGGAUUCAUGACUCCAGUCCUGUUGAUAUUAUUUCAGUAUUACUCCAUUUUCUAAAGUAUUUUUUGAUCAGUGUUAAGAUCCUCAGACUCUUCAAAAAGUGGCUAAACAGUAACAAAAGUUGCUGAAUUUUAAGUGCUGGUUUGAGUUGAAGACAAAAUAUUUAAUCAAUUCCUAUGAUAUUUUAUUGUUUAACAAGUUUUUAUUUUAUUUCAGUA
Molecule: messenger RNA, 2606 nt
Organism: Cyprinus carpio (common carp)
Lineage: Eukaryota; Metazoa; Chordata; Actinopteri; Cypriniformes; Cyprinidae
Product: EGF domain specific O-linked N-acetylglucosamine transferase
Cellular component (GO): endoplasmic reticulum lumen
Molecular function (GO): protein N-acetylglucosaminyltransferase activity
Source: RefSeq, a predicted model, not a curated record